This is a messenger RNA of Exophiala dermatitidis NIH/UT8656, 825 nucleotides long. Its product is annotated as F-actin-capping protein subunit beta. Gene Ontology annotation, cellular component: cytoplasm; F-actin capping protein complex; actin cortical patch. The transcript is spliced from 2 exons. Gene Ontology annotation, molecular function: actin filament binding. Gene Ontology annotation, biological process: cell morphogenesis; actin cytoskeleton organization; barbed-end actin filament capping. Lineage: Eukaryota; Fungi; Ascomycota; Eurotiomycetes; Chaetothyriales; Herpotrichiellaceae. Bases 1 to 825 code for a protein of 274 amino acids. The record is from RefSeq and is a predicted model, not a curated record.
AUGGGGAGCGAGGCACAGUUUGACGCGGCAUUAGAUCUUCUGCGCCGACUGUCGCCAUUGAAAGUAUCCGAGAACCUCAACGCAAUCACGACCCUCGUCCCCGAUCUGACUGAAGAUUUGUUGUCCUCCGUCGACCAACCAUUGUCCUCGGCACGAUGCAAAAAGACUGGGCGCGAUUACCUAUUAUGCGACUACAACCGAGAUGGCGACUCUUACCGAAGCCCCUGGAGCAACGAAUUCGACCCGCCGCUCGACGACGCGACAUACCCCAGUGACCGGGUGCGAAAGAUGGAAGUGGAGGCCAACACUGCAUUCGACGUCUACAGACAAAUGUACUACGAAGGCGGCACGGGCAGCGUGUAUCUGUGGGAUCUGGACGACGGAUUCGCCGGAGUCACUUUACUAAAGAAGAGCGGUGGCCAGGAUGCAGGCUGGGACAGCAUCCAUGUGUUUGAGGUGGACGAGAGGAGAGGCAGUGGACGCACAUGUCACUACAAAUUGACCAGCACGGUAAUUCUGCAUCUGGGCCGUGAAAGCGAGGCUGUGGGCUCGUUGAACCUGGCGGGAAGCAUGACCAGACAGGUCGAGGCUGAUUUGGUGGUCGAGAGUGUAGGCGCCCAAGGCAAAGACGGCGGACAUGUGUGCAAUAUUGGUCGGCUGGUGGAAGAUAUGGAGGGCAAGAUGCGGAAUAUGUUGCAGGAAGUGUACUUUGGGAAAGCGAAGGAUGUCGUGGGCGACCUUAGGAGCGUGGCUUCGUUGACUGGUGUUAAUCAGGAAAGACAGGCUCAGAAAGAGGUUAUUUCCAGCAUGGGCGGUGGGAAGUGA